Molecule: messenger RNA, 828 nt
Organism: Bufo bufo (common toad)
Lineage: Eukaryota; Metazoa; Chordata; Amphibia; Anura; Bufonidae
Product: P2X purinoceptor 7-like
Exons: 3
Coding region: 4-612 (202 amino acids)
Source: RefSeq, a predicted model, not a curated record
AGAAUGGAUAGUGACUCGCAUCAAGUAUCAUCGAGUGCGUCAACAACAAGAGCUGAAAAAUUGGAAUGGAUAAAAAAGCGUCUCCAAGAAAAAUAUGGUUGUCCUGACAAUUCAGAACCCUGUUUUCCUGAAAACCCCACUAGACCCUCAAACUCGGAGGACAACGUUGAAAUUGAAGAGUCAGACUACAGACUUGGAAAUAAGCUAUGGUGUACUUGUAACAAUUGUGAACCAAUGCCAACGCCAGUCGAAUCAAUAUGCUGCCAAGAAGUCUCAAAUAUUGAACCUUAUUUAGAAGAAAUGGGAUGUAUAAUCGAACAUGACUACUUUCAUCAAUUUUGUCAAGAUCGAGGAAAAGUGGAGGUGUCGAUGAGGUCAAUAGGUCAAGUGUUGCAUCCACCCCCGGACAAAGAUUUGAACAGGUUACUCAGAAAAACAGCUUAUCGUGGGUUCACAUCGUGGAUACAUGGCUAUCUUGGCGUGGCCAAAAGAAGACCAAUUCCUUCUUGUGCUGUUUCCGUCAUAAGAAAAGUUUUCCCUGACCCAGAGCAGGAUUAUUGUGGGUUUCUGAUGUUUAGAGAAGAGCCAGCGGAGUAUCUUGCCAUGGAGUAGAUAAAGGGCAUCUGUCAUCAUAAUUGAACCUAUUACAGUGGCUGACCUGUUACGUGUAUACUGGUUCCUUGAUUUUUUUAUUUGUCCAAAAUUCACCAACGAAUUAUGUUGUAGUACACGCAAAUGAGACUCUAUUUGCAACAUUUGGGUCGUCGUUAGACCUCUGCUCUCAUCAUGGAUGCGGAACGGGACACCUUGGAAGCACUACCUUACUGG